GACAUUUUCUUGCAUCUUCGUCUUUUCUUUUUCCACUUUGCAUUACUAAACAAAAACCGGAGAUUUAUAUAGCGAGUUGUUGUUUUUAUUAGAAUUUAAAACGGAGAUGGAAGAACCAGCAAGUUUUUGUCAUAAGUGAUGAGAGAGCGAGGUUCAGAGCAGUUCUCGUGGCGGCGCUGCAGGGGCUCUAAUUUCGUGCAUUAUUGCUGGAAAUUGAAGUGGGAGAUAAAGUAGAAACCAUAGUUUUUUCUUUCUAAAUUUUUAUUUUUUUACCCUAAAAGUUUUCUAACCUCAAAAAAUGGAAGGGAAAAAACCCAGAAAUCAUAAAAGAAAUUGAAACAGGCUCUUUGUAUUGAAUUGUAGUCAUUGAGGGUGAGGGGUAGAUAUAUAGCAGAAAUAGCAAAGAUCGGGUCAACCUCCCCCCCCCCAGACACACCUGAUCUACAGACAUUUCACAGACUAGCUUUAAAAAUUGAACAGAAAAAGCUUCCACAGGAAAAUCCAACCAGCUCACCACACUGGUGAUCUAGCGGUGAAGGGUGUGAGGGGGCACUAAAUAGGAUCUUUCUGCUAUGGACUUUGGGUCAAAUUUUAGAUUGGUUUCAGCUUCUGGGUGCAACAAAUGGCUGGCUUCUUCUAUCUAGGUGGACGAGAAGGAGUGAACAAACAUCAAGGAGAAGAUAAAGAGGAGAACCUGUAUCUUUACAGAAACGAGGAGAUCAACAGCAAAGGGUUUGAGAUAUGGCCUCAGUAUUAUUACCAACAGCAAACCGUCAACAACUACUCGUUUGGAGCGGGUCCUAGUCGAAGAGCCACUGGCUUUAAUCUUUCCGAUGAGUCUCCUUCGAGAUCAGCAGGGUUUACGGUUACGAGGCCAGGAGGUAUGAACUGCCAAGACUGUGGAAACCAAGCUAAGAAAGAUUGUCCACAUUCGAGAUGCAGGACUUGUUGCAAAAGCCGUAGUUUUCAGUGCCGAACACACGUUAAGAGUACUUGGGUUCCUGCUGCAAAAAGGCGAGAGAGACAACAACAACUUGCAGCUUUGCAACAAACACAGCAGCAGCAGCAAAAUCAACAGCAACAACACCAACUUCAGUUUCGAGGAGAGAAUCCUAAAAGGCAGAGAGACAAUCAUGGUUCUUACUCUCUUGCCUGCACUCGUUUAUCCCCCACCACAUCAGGGUUGGAAGUGGGGCAAUUCCCUCCCGAAGUGAGUUCUGCAGCAGUCUUCCGUUGUGUAAAAGUAAGCCCUAUGGACGAUGUAGAGGGGGAGUUAGCUUAUCAAACGGCUGUGAAUAUAGCAGGGCAUGUAUUCAAGGGAAUUCUCUACGAUAGAGGCCCUGAGGGUCGUUAUACAAGUUUUGGCGAAAGCUCUAAAUCACUCAACCUCAUCACAGAUGCGUCCACCACCGCAGCAGCUGCUACAACGACAAUAAUCACUUCUACGACAGGCGAUCCAGCAACAAGUCUGCUUGACCCUUCUCUUUAUUCACCUCCACCUAAUGCUUUCGUUGCUGGUACGCAAUUCUUCCCACCUCCAAGGUCUUGAUUCCACAGUUCACAAUGACCUCUGUACGAGCGGAUCCCUUCAUUUUAGCAAAAAAACAAAAAAAAAACCAUUGUCUUUUGUUGUCCUUUUAUUAUUUAGUUUGUCAAAUGUCAUUUAACACCACCGAAGAACAAAACAUUUGGAUGAGAAUAGAAACUUUUGAAGGUGCUUAUGAUAUU
Messenger RNA from Hibiscus syriacus, 1728 nucleotides. RefSeq names its product protein SHI RELATED SEQUENCE 5-like. The transcript is spliced from 2 exons. Gene Ontology annotation, molecular function: DNA binding; DNA-binding transcription factor activity. Lineage: Eukaryota; Viridiplantae; Streptophyta; Magnoliopsida; Malvales; Malvaceae. Gene Ontology annotation, biological process: positive regulation of DNA-templated transcription. The coding region runs from base 623 to 1549 and encodes 308 amino acids. The record is from RefSeq and is a predicted model, not a curated record. Gene Ontology annotation, cellular component: nucleus.